Molecule: messenger RNA, 758 nt
Organism: Radiomyces spectabilis
Lineage: Eukaryota; Fungi; Mucoromycota; Mucoromycetes; Mucorales; Radiomycetaceae
Exons: 4
Coding region: 135-713 (192 amino acids)
Source: RefSeq, a predicted model, not a curated record
CUUUUUCAAGCAUUUAUCUUUCUUGCAAGGCUUUGUGCUUGUUAGCUUGGUUUGAAUGACGUAUAAAGCCUGCCAAAUCCAGCCUCUCUGGUGGAUUCCGCCGUGAUACAGUGUUCAUUUACAGAGAUCAAACAAUGCGGCAAGAAUGGAUUCUAUCAUUGGCCAAACAAAACGUAAGCCAAAAAGCCGCCUACAAUGACCAUGUGAACUUUUACUUUUGUGCCGUUGUGUUUUUUUCAGCUCAUACAAAGCCGUGGAAAGCGAGGCGUACGACUAUACCGAAGCCUCGUCGAAAAUAUCCAAUUCCUGCUAGUGUUUCUGGCAUAAUGAAGCAGCCCAUUGUGUUGGGAUUCCGGGUGUGUGUGUGUGUGCAUGCAUGGAGAAGCGGUCCAAUACCAACUCCGCCAAAAUGGCAAACAGUCGCGUCCAUUGAGAAAAUCAACCUACCACAUUUUUCUUUCUUCCAUUCUGCACUUUUUAAUAGGUGGAUUGACGGAGACAUUGUCCAGCAAAUUACCACUGGCGGCUUUGAGUCAGCGGAAAUGGAGUAUGACACACCGACAUGGGCUGGCAGUGGCUGCAAAAGAAACGUGACCGUAUUUCAGGGUGGUGUCAACCUCACGAAUGUGUGUCUCGGUGCAGUGAAAUGCACCAACGAAAAGUGCCGCAAAACUGUCCGACCAGCCUCAUCGAUGGCGCGCAUUGAGCAGUAGUUGCCGCGGAGUGCAUCUUCUGAGAAAUGGAGCUGAUUCACAUUU